CUUCAACACUUUGACACUUCAACAAUUCAUUUCAGUCGAACUUCUAGUAAAGUUCUCGUCUACUUCCUCUACAUAACUGAUAGGUCUGUGCAUCUAGCUUAAACAAUUAUGGAUGACAUUAACCCUGUCCACACCACUGACAGCAAACAGCCCGGUCACACCACUGAGAGCAAACAGCCCGACCACACCACUGACAGUAAACAGCCCGUCCACACCACUGACAGCAAACAGCCCGUCCACACCACUGACAGCAAACAGCCCGUCCACACCACUGACAGCAAACAGCCCGUCCACACCACUGACAGCAAACAGCCCGUCCACACCACUGACAGCAAACAGCCCGUCCACACCACUGACAGCAAACAGCCCGUCCACACCACUGACAGCAAACAGCCCGACCACACCACUGACAGCAAACAGCCCGUCCACACCACUGACAGCAAACAGCCCGUCCACACCACUGACAGCAAACAGCCCGUCCACACCACUGACAGCAAACAGCCCGUCCACACCACUGACAGCAAACAGCCCGUCCACACCACUGACAGCAAACAGCCUGUCCACACCACUGACAGCAAACAGCCCGUCUUCCAACCCACCACCGACCACUUUGAUGAUGAGAACCAACAAUACCUACCUGAUGAUCAAUACGAUCAGGCGAUACUGUACGGUCCUGAUGGUAUUCCCCUCACUGAGGAAGAAGAAGAAUUUCUGGAGAAUGAAGUUUUUUUAGCAAGUUUGAUUAGAGAUCAAGAUCAAGAUAGUGAGGAUGACUACGACGAGGCCCUUGAACAAUUCCUUCUGAGUUUGAAGAAAAAAUAAAUCUGAAGCAUAGUCAGUUACGGAUUUUAGGUACGGUACUUGUGCCCCAUAGAACUUGAACUUGAG
Macrosteles quadrilineatus (aster leafhopper) is the source of this 888-nucleotide messenger RNA. RefSeq lists its product as uncharacterized. The transcript is spliced from 5 exons. NCBI's taxonomy places the organism in Eukaryota, Metazoa, Arthropoda, Insecta, Hemiptera, Cicadellidae. The record is from RefSeq and is a predicted model, not a curated record. The coding region runs from base 109 to 822 and encodes 237 amino acids.